ACUUUGAAAGAAAACACAGACCGCCAAUACGGUUGGUCCUACGCCCUGGGCUGGGUGGGUAUGAUUCUCGCCGCCCUGACCGCCACUCUGUACUCCCUGGCCGGCUGCUACAUCACCAGCGAGCGCUACGAAGACCGUGAGAUCCUGGAGAAAGGUCGUGGACGCGAUUUCCCCAUCGCUAUGGAGCCCGUGUACGCUGUAGGCUCCGACCCGUACUUGAACAAGACCUAUGGCUACCCCCGCGCCUACCUGAGCCCCAUGGCUCCGGAUAUGUACGCCAGGGGCUACCCGACCAUCGGCUACGGAGAGCCCAACAAGGAUAUGUGGCACUGGCAGGAGAUUGACAGCUAAAUUAAAAUGAAGAAUUUUAAUGUUGAGUUGUUGUGAAAGUGGGUCAAACUAACAACAGCUGACUCAUCACCUUGUCGAGAAAAAAGAAGGAAAAAAAAAGUAGGCCUCAGCCUACAUGAAAUUUCCUCCCGUUUUAACAUUUUAGAUUUGUUGAAUAAAAAACAAUAAAGAAAGAAAGAAAAAAAAGAAAGAAAGAAAGAAAGAACGAAAAACAGUGAAUAAAUUAAAUAAAAAUUAUUUCUGCUUUCACUCUAUUUCUGUAAUAUAAAAAGAAAGAAAUACAGCAAAUAGAUUAAAAUCUAAAAGGUGUAAACAGGAUCCCAUGCAUGUGAAAAGAAGGAGAAAUGUUAGGAAAUUCUUUCUUUGACAAGGGAAAAUAACAACUAACUCUAACAAAUAGCAGGACCAUUAAAUUUUUUUCUGAUACCCUUAGUAGAUUGCUACCAUUAUUUAAAGAGCUUGGUGGUGUCAGUUUUUGAAGAGCAAAAAAGAAUAAAAAGUAAAAUGUGACAAUGGGUGGGUUUAAAAAAAAAUCAGAAUAGCCAACUAUAACUCUAAUCUUUAUUCAGCGUGUCACAUUAUUUCAAGUCAACCUCUGAAAGAAGACAUUAAUUAAAUACGAGAGCUUGUCAACUUUCUUAUAGCCAGCGCCUACUUUUGUCACCCUAAAGAGGCAAAAAUUUUCCUACCACCAAGUGGGACAUAAUUAAAUAAUACCUGUCACUAACUACUCAGGUGAUCCCCACCACCCACCAGAAUUAACACAUCGCUCACUAGUGGGUGAUAUUGUCCAGGUUGGCAAGCACCGUUAUUGAUAAAGAAUAUUUAGGCCAAACUCUAUUCUCAAUUUUUUAAGAAGAGCUAGAGAAUACUAUAAAAAGGAACAUUUAGACCAAACUUGAUUCUCAAUUUUGUACAAGCUAUAGAGAAUACUAUUUAAAAAAAGAAGUUUUAGACCAAAGUUAAUUUUCAAUUUUGUAAGUGCUAGAGAACACUAUAAAAAAGAAUGUAUUGUAGGCCAAAAUUAAUUCUCAAUUUUGUAAGAACUAGAGAAUACUAUAAAAAAGGAGAAUACUAAAUCCAAAAAAAGGUUUUGCCAGUCUAAAUGCCAUCAGUCCUACUAUUACUAUUAUAUAAGACAAGCACAGCCGGUGAUUGUCUGACAGACUUCUUAGACUAACUGUUGAGAUGCAAAAACCACUCUCGUCUCGUGUAAACUGCUGCCGUUUAAAAGAUGACUCGACUGCCUUUAAAAAGAUUUCUAUGCAUGUUUCUGAAUCUUAAAUUCUGUUGUUAUCAUAAAUCAUAGUACAGUUUUGACCACAAUAUGAAGAAUGGUUUUGUUACACACUUUUAAUUGUGGAUCUCAAGGUUUUAUAAAAAUGUUAUUGGAAAUUUACACCUGAUUACAAGGAAAGAUCUGAGCAGUUUUAUAGAUCAUUUUGAUACCUGAGCUUAUGAACAUCUACUGAAGUUUGGACAUUGUGAGUUUUGUUUCUGUUUUUAUUUGUUCCAAGCGGCAUUUAAACAGGCAGUCCAGUUAAGUAGAAAAGUUAUUCAUACUUGAGACCUGGUCAUAAAACUGGUUGCCAUCUGCUCUCUCACUGAGAAAUUUGUGAUGUUUCAAACAGGUUAUGUCUUUAUUUAUAUAAUAAUAAUAAUAUAUAUACAUACAUAUUUGUGAGACAAAUUCUUGCCUGGUAAAGCUCUGUGAUCAAGAAUAGAUGUAGUGACCAGGAAAGAAAUUCACCUGCCUCAUUCAAAAGUGAUCCAC
Aplysia californica (California sea hare) is the source of this 2125-nucleotide messenger RNA. Its product is annotated as transmembrane protein 178B. Lineage: Eukaryota; Metazoa; Mollusca; Gastropoda; Aplysiida; Aplysiidae. The record is from RefSeq and is a predicted model, not a curated record. Gene Ontology annotation, cellular component: membrane.